CAAUUUUUGAGAAUAUCAUGUUCAUUACUUUAUCUUCUUUCUUGUUGCAUUUUACUGUGAUGUGCUAAUGUUGAACGUGGUAGCUUUUAUGUCGCAUUGUAAUACUGUAUCAUGUUUUGAAGACUUCUAUUUGUUAGUAUCUAUUCACCAUUUUGCAUUGCCCUCAUUAUGGGACCAUCGGCUUCAGGCUAUUUCUUUGUAAUAUCAUAACCUUGAAAUGGUGACUGAAUUUGAGAGAUAACGCCUAUUAUAGCAAGAAAUGAAUUAAUGAUCUCCUGGUUUCUCUAAUCAAAAUACCUGAGAUUUUUAUCGACAUAUCUCAAUAUUUAUUGAACUUAGUCUCAAAUUCUUAUUCGGUAUCAAUGUAUACACCAGCGUAUAGUUUUACAACUUAACUCAUGUUAUUUAUAUUAUUAGACCAUAUAGCGUCGAAUAUAGCAUAUCGAAGUACUUCACCUGCACCCAGUUCAAACAGCUUAAAAUUGUCUAAUCAUCAUCCACAUCACGGUUCAAUAAGUAAAGUUUUAGCUACUGGUAAAUGUGAACGAAACAAUUCUAUAAAUAACAGACAUCGUUUGUGUGGUUCACAAAAUCUGGAAACGAAAUUUAGGCUUUCGUCUACUAUUCAGAGAAAUGAUGGUUCGAAUGUGUCUAAUCAUCGUAGUAAAAGUCAACCAAAUGAUGUACAGCAUCAAUUUGACCAGUUUCAGGAUGAAGUUAGGCAACAAUUACGUGAUAUUCGACGUGAAUGUGAUUCCCUUAAGGAAAUGCAUUUACAACUUCGAAAUGAUUGGAUAAAAGGACAGAAGUGUUUAACUGAACGUUUUCAAACUCUUAUGGACGAAUUAGAUGAAAUUAAAAAGUUGAGAGCAAAUGAUGCUGUGGAAUUGUCGAGAUUUCGUACAAUUCUAAUGCAACUGGAUGCUAAUUCACUUAUCAAUUCACAGAAUCAUAUAAGUCUUUGUGAUACCGGUGGCGAGGAUAAAUUUUGUACUGGUACAGACUUUCUAGAAACUUUAGGUACAAAACCGAAUCAAAGAAGUGUAAAUUUCAAAGCAAUAACUUCUCACGAAGAUGAAGAAGAUCACCAUAGUGAUCAAAAUGAUAAUAUUUGUUCAUCCGAUAAUAAAAUGUCAUUGAGUACGCAGAUAGCUGGACAAAAGUCAUCUGGCAAACCGUCACUUCGACCAAGGCCUGUACCGGCGUAUGGAGUAACCGGUAGUAUUCGUAGUUGAAAUUCCUCUCCGCAUUUCUUG
Heterobilharzia americana is the source of this 1256-nucleotide messenger RNA. The record is from the annotation of a GenBank genome assembly. Lineage: Eukaryota; Metazoa; Platyhelminthes; Trematoda; Strigeidida; Schistosomatidae.